AUGAGUACCAACGUCUUCCCCUCUGCGUUUCCGCCUACGACUUCCUCCUCAAGCUCUACACUUGUAGACCACUUCCGCCCGACGUCCAUUGCACCGCCCCUUCCACACAACCACAUUACAGACAGCUCUCCACUUUCAAGGGACAACAUGAACACUGCUAGUGCAACGGUCUGGACUCAGCGUCUCUCGGAGUCCUUUGGUGCCAUUGCCGAUCAGAUUACUGCUGCCUCACAAGCCCUCGCGGCGGUCGAGGUGCCCGCAGCUCUUGAUCCUGCUCCGAAUGGCGACUCUGCAGGACCGAUAAACGCGAUUGCGGCCCUUUCGGCGCGCUUGGAGGCGAUCGAACAAGCACAAGAACGACUUGAGGACGAGCUGCGGUCACUUCGCCGGGGAGGAAAACGAGAGUCACUGAAUUUUGUCAAAGAGGUGCCGAGGGAGAACGGUGAGGCACCGGAGCCGGAACCGGAGCCGAACUCGCUCGAGAAGACGGUAGAAGAGUUGUCGAAGAAGGUGGACGGCAUCCUAGAGACGAUCAAACUCGACCACAUGUGGUUGUACCCACGCCUUCAGAACGCGGUGAUCUCGUCGAACAAAACGCAGGUCAAGCCGCUCCCGAUGGCGAACGGGAAGCCACCUGUGAACUUCCCCGGAACAAAGGGGGAAUUUGAGUGCAUGACCAAGGAGCGGUACGAGCAUUUACUCAAAUCUUAUGGCCAGCCAGCCAAGGGCGACACCGCGGCGAAGCGGCAGGCUAUCCGCGAGUUCCUGGGAUUGUCAGCGGCGCAGUGA
This is a messenger RNA of Fibroporia radiculosa, 789 nucleotides long. RefSeq lists its product as uncharacterized. NCBI's taxonomy places the organism in Eukaryota, Fungi, Basidiomycota, Agaricomycetes, Polyporales, Fibroporiaceae. The record is from RefSeq and is a predicted model, not a curated record. The transcript has 3 exons. The coding region runs from base 1 to 789 and encodes 262 amino acids.